This is a messenger RNA of Drosophila eugracilis, 1552 nucleotides long. RefSeq names its product microtubule-associated protein RP/EB family member 1C (gene Mst27D). Gene Ontology annotation, biological process: regulation of microtubule polymerization or depolymerization; spindle assembly; protein localization to microtubule plus-end. Gene Ontology annotation, cellular component: cytoplasmic microtubule; spindle midzone; microtubule plus-end. The coding region runs from base 158 to 976 and encodes 272 amino acids. Lineage: Eukaryota; Metazoa; Arthropoda; Insecta; Diptera; Drosophilidae. Gene Ontology annotation, molecular function: microtubule plus-end binding. The record is from RefSeq and is a predicted model, not a curated record. The transcript has a single exon.
AAUAGGCCUCUCUAUACAUAUUUAAAUAUUAUAACGUUCCGUUGAACUCAAACAAAUGAGGUUUACGAACGCGAGCUCUAACUAGAGAUCAAGAAAGAGUAAUCUGUAAGAAUUGCAGCGAAAGCAAGUUAAUCGUUUAAUCGUUAAAGCUGGAACAAUGGAACAAUCCAAAAAACUAAAGAAUAGAUUUGCUACAAAUGUUGUGGUACAAAAAACGGAGAUGGUUUCCAUAAGGAUCCUGAUGGUGUUUCUUAACCAAACACUAGAUUGCGAUUUACGGAGCAUGGAUGACCUUAAGACCGGAGCAGUAUACUGCCAAGUCAUGCAUAGACUAUUCCCCACUUCGAUUCAGAUUCAUAAAGUCAAGUUUUAUACGUACAAAAAGACUGACUUUGAGAUCAACUUUCGGAUACUGGGCAACUGUAUGGAAAAACUAAAAGUUAAUCGGCAAUUGCCGGUGGGAGACUUAAUUAGUGGGCACAAUCAGGUGGAGUUUUGCAACUGGAUCUACAAAUUCUUCAAAAAAAACGACGAUGGGAGUGAAUAUGACGCCAAAAAAGUCAGGAAAGACUCGCGGAUUGGGCUUUGUAGGGCUCCCGAGAGCUCCGGGUUUGCAAAUGGAGGCAAAAAUGCGAUUUAUAAAUGUAAAUCAAUGAUCUUUAACUAUUCUAUGGAUACAUUCAAAUACGAAAGAAGAAAUAGCCUGGAUGGUCGAAUGGGAGAACUGCCAAGAUUCAAAAAGUUAGAACAGGAACGGCCUAUCAUACAACCGACCCAAAAACCGAAGCCUCGAAAGGAAAUCACAAAUGCCUGUGGAUUUCUCGCCGAGAGUAAACUGGUAUCCCUUCCCUCGGAGAGCGAGGCCGAGGUGGAGCCGAGUGGCCAGAAAUCUGAUCUGCCAGCAAAAUUAUUGACCAAUGAUAAUACUGAGAAAACAUCAAAGGCCGGACAUAGCAUUUUCAAUCUCUUCAAAUAAGGGGAACCAACCAGAAUCUAUCUGCGAUUUUUUGACGUGGAAAAUUCUAAGGGAAAAGUGUACCAAGACCACACAAGAUCUUAAAGCCAAGAUUCAAAUCGUCGAGGAUCUAAAGUGCAAGAUACGUCGCUUAAGCAGAGAACAGAAAGAACUCGCCGACAAGCUGGAUCUUGUAAAGAAAAUAUUGCUUAAUCACGACGACGAUCCAUAUAAUAUUGUACACCAACUAAAAGGAAUCUUUAAAAUUCCACAAGUAGUGACAGUUGCCCCACGCCAGCUCACUGAGCAACCAAUUCCCACAGAAGCUAAGCAGGAUAAACGUCCCACUCCCAUUCUGCAGUCAACCGGCAGUCAAAGAACUCUCUACAGCACAAAAAACCCAGAAUAGGAUCAAACUUUUAGUUAAACAUAGUAAGCACAGCGAACCGAAGGAGCAAAACUCAAAAGGGUCUGUAGACGAAGAUCCAGGCCACAAUCAAUGCUCCCCUACCUGGGAGCCCUAAAAGAUUUUGCAUUGCGACAAGCAUUGCCAAUGCAGGGCCUCGAGGGAAUCGGAUAGGUAUAGGUACCUUCAUC